AUGCUAGAAUCAGAGACAGAGUUGGAUUCCGAGUCGGAGGCAGAGCCAGCACCGGCGACCGAGGAGGAGCUGCGUCUCCAGCGGAGCAUUGCCCGCAAUGUGCCACAAUUGGUGCAACUGCUGCUGGGCAUACCCGGGGAUUGCACGGACACCUCGGACCACUACAAGCAGCUGCUGGCAAGUGCCGAGCAAACCCUCUCGGUGCCUGAAGCCUUCGAUGAGCAAUCGGCGAAUGCUGUGAAGGAGCGACUGUCGGACUUUAUGCUGCGAUUGCGCCUCAAGGAGCUGGGGGAUGUGGCGGACGACCUCAAAAGUCUAACCAAAAUAGUGCUGCAAGAUCCAUGGCUGGCUGUGCACCCAAUGAAGGAAUUGCCGUGUCGCCUGAUCGAGUUUUAUGUGUCCAUCAGCAGCCUGCAGCAAGAGCUGGGCCCCGAGGAGGGCUCAAUUCCGCAAGAGAAUCUGGAGGACACUUGGCUGCGGUACGUUCCAUUUAAUGAGGAGGAGGAGGAUGAGCCCUACUUCGAGACGGAUUACGAUUCCGAUUCCAAUACGGUCAUCUACAAUGCGAAUUGCAAUCGGCAACUGGAAGUGGAAGUGCUGCCGGAAGACAUUCCCACAGCCGAGGAGUUGUUCCAUCAACGCGUGGAGACUAUAUAUGAGCAGACACUGAUGCCCUGCAAUCGGGGAGAGGAUGAUCCGCGUCGGGCCUUUGCCACGGACUAUGGGGAAUAUCUCCAUGAGCAGCUGCGACUCUGCGUGGAGCCCAUAAACGAGGAGCAGCUGCUGCUGCGAGAGCUGCUCAUCAUGUUCUUUGCGCCACGAAAUUGUGGCAACUUUGUGCUGAUCGAUCAGCGCCUGCAGCUGCGUGAAGAUGCAACACAAAUCGCGCAGACUCUGGCCCACAAUCCCAUACUGGAGUCUCUGUGGCAGAUGCAACAGCUGCGGCAGUUCAUCGAUUGCAGCCAUCGCAUGGAGACUUUCAUUUGCUUUGCCCAAGGACUGGAGCAGCUACUGCUGCCCGUGAUGGAGUUUCUCGUGGACUACGAGCGUCGCGUGCGUCGUGGCACGGAGCUUGGCACUCUGCAGCACUUUCUGCAUGCCGCCGUGGCGCCCAUGGCGCGUCUCCAGCUGCUGGCGGACAUGCUGCCGCUUGGCAUAGACUUGGACAGAGAUCCGCCUGCCGCUUGUUGUCUGCAACUUUUGCAGCAGCUGUUUAAACUCAGCGCCAAGCCGCAAACGUCGGAGGAUCAUUUUCCCAACUGCCACGCCGCCAUGGCUGCCACCUUGUUGCUGCACUCACUGGAGGAAUAUUGCCGCAUCCUGGACGCCUGGUGGCACACGGGCACCCUGCAGAACCACAGCGGAGAGUUUCCCUUUCGACAGCAUCAUUUGGAUUGCAUGACGAGCUACGUGAGAGUCCAAAAGGAUCGCCGCGGCAGUGCCCCGACCUUGCGCUUCAUCAGCCGUCAUGUGCGGCAGGCGGCACCAUUUGUGGCCACACUCUGCGACACGCGCUGCAACGAGCAGUUUGUGGCCAAGCACCAUGACAUCCUGAAGGAUGAUCUGUACGACACAUUCAAGACGUUGUUCCUGCACGAUCUGGGCUGCCACCAAGUGCGCUGUGCCCACCAGCCGCGGCCCCAAUACGCUCCAGAGAUGCUGAAGCAGCUGCAGAUGGAGGAUCCGGAUCAUGUGCUGCGCCUGCUUAUCGCUUACCACACUUACAUGCAGCCACCUUCGGUUCAUACAGUACUUGGCAGCAUACUGGCCUGUUCCCCCCACGUGCCACUGGCGAAGAUUAUGCGGAAAAGCCUGAAGCGACUGCUGCACACUCGCCUGCUGGCGGUGCGCUGCUACACGAGGCAACUGUUGAACGUCAAGUUCCAGCUGCAGGACAAGUUGCAGCAUUUGGUGGGUGUCUGCAUGGCCACAGCCCUGCCACUGCCCCUGCAACAACAGCAGUGCGAGAGAUUCUUUGGGCUGCUGGAGGAGAACCAAACCACUGCAGCCACGUGGCAGCUGAGAGUUAUCAUUGAGGGAACGUUUUCGCCAUUUUCCAGCAUGAUUUUUGUGCAUUUGCCGUGCUCCAACCUGGCGGAGAUCGCCCUGAAGGUGCCCAGCGACUGGAUGCUGAGGCGUGUGGUGCAGCUGCCGCAAAUGGAGCUCCUGAACAUCCCCUUCCGGCUGACUCUGCGCACGCAUCAAGCCCAAUGGAUGCUCCGCUCGUUGCCGCAGCUGCCACAAGCAAAGGCCAAGCGAUUAGUCAAGGCUUUGACGGCUAUCAAAGUGAGACUCGCCAAAGCUCUACAGGGGAUCAUACAUCAUCCCGUGAAGUCUUGUGAGGCGCAGCAGAUCCACCGCAACUUUUUGGAGGCCUUGCAGAAGCCCUCUUCCAGCCUCCAAGGUCUGCGCCACUCAAGCCUCAAGUUCUUCCAUCAAAUGUCGAUGCUGCUGUCCGAAUCAACCGCCGAUGGCGAUCCCGAAGAGAUCCUGGCCUGGGCACAGUACCUGAAGAAGCUCUGGCUGCGUGUUCAGGAUUUAUUGGAUGAUGGAAAUGACUUUGUGGUCUGCUCGGAGGCGCCACCAUACUACAAAUUGGCCUACAAGACGCUGGAGGAGCGGUACCUGCAGACCAUUCGUCGCCGCUGCGAUGCGUGGAUUUCGGUAAUGCGACAGAAGUGGCAAUAUUGCCACAAAAAGUAUAACAACAUACAGCUUGUUGAGACACCAUAGACACACACACACUUUGCUGGUACACC
Molecule: messenger RNA, 2759 nt
Organism: Drosophila subobscura
Lineage: Eukaryota; Metazoa; Arthropoda; Insecta; Diptera; Drosophilidae
Gene: t-Grip128
Exons: 1
Coding region: 1-2733 (910 amino acids)
Source: RefSeq, a predicted model, not a curated record